Abrus precatorius (Indian licorice) is the source of this 1872-nucleotide messenger RNA. RefSeq lists its product as uncharacterized. Bases 1 to 1872 code for a protein of 623 amino acids. The transcript is spliced from 6 exons. The record is from RefSeq and is a predicted model, not a curated record. Lineage: Eukaryota; Viridiplantae; Streptophyta; Magnoliopsida; Fabales; Fabaceae.
AUGUUGUAUUUGGGAGACUUGAAACCAACUAACGUCAUUAUUCAGUUAGCAAACCAAAGCACAACUCAGCCCUUGGGAGUGCUUGAAGAUGUGUUGGUAAAAGUUAACCAAUUGAUUUUUCCAACUGAUUUUUACAUUCUUGAUAUGCAGGAUGAGAACUCGACUUUGAUUCUGGGUAUACCAUUCUUGAUGAUUGCGAAGACCAAGAUUGAUGUCCAUACAGGCACAUUGUCCAUGGAGUUUGGAGAUGACACAGUUCACUUCAAUAUCUUUGAUACCAUGAGACAUCCAGCUGAGAGCCAUUCGAUGCUUUCAGAGUGUUCUAAUUUUUCUGUUUUUCUAGUUGAUGUAUUGGAUAGAAAUGUUGUUUUUGAUUCUGAUGUUGAUGUUGAUUUUGAUUCUGAUAUUGAUGUCAUAGAUUCUAAUAUUGUUGUAGAUGCUGUUGAUGUAGAUGUAGAUUUAGAUUUUAAUUUGUCUCAGUUUUCAUAUUUAGAUUUAGAUAUUUUACCAGACUGCACCUGUGAUAGUGGCAUUUGUUUCAUUUGUGCUGAGAUUAAUACUGCCAUAUCUUCUGUUGUUUUACUUUCCAUUGCAGAGCAGAAGUUCCUAGUGAUUAUAUCCAACAGCCUUCUAGAGGACCAAGAAGAGAAGCUACUGCAAGUCCUAAAGGUGCACAAGAAAGCUAUCAGUUGGACAUUGAAUGACAUUCAUGGAAUUAGUCCAGCUGUAUAUAUGCACAGGAUUCACUUGGAGGAUGAGUCUAGGCCAGUGAGACAGCCCCAAAGAAGACUCAAUCCUACCAUUCUGGAUGUAGUGAAGAAGGAGGUGACCAAGCUACUGAUGGCUGGAAUCAUCUACCCCAUUUCUGACAGUAAAUGGGUUUCACAUGUCCAAGUGAUUCAUAUUGCUCCUAAGGACCAACACAAGACCACUUUCACUUGUCCUUUUGGCACUUUUCCCUAUAAAAGGAUGUCAUUCGGCCUAUGCAAUGCACCUACUACUUUUCAGAGGUGUAUGUUGAGUGUCUUUUCUGAUUUAAUUGAUAAUUGCAUGGGGAUGUUUAUGGAUGAUUUUACUGUUUAUGAUUCUUCAUUUGAUUCAUGUCUGUAUAACUUAACCAGGGUACUAGAAAGAUGUGUUGAAACUAACCUUGUGCUUAAUUAUGAGAAAUGCCACUUUAUGGUAAAGGAAGGUGUAGUUUUAGGACAUCUUAUUUCUGAGAGGGGAAUACAGGUUGAUAAGGUAAAAAUUGAUGUUAUUUCCUCUCUCUCUUACCCCGUGUUUGUGCGGGAGGUGCGUUCUUUCUUUGGACAUGCAGGUUUCUAUAGGCGAUUUAUCAGAGACUUCAGUACCAUUGCUCUGCCACUGUCCAGUCUUCUGCAGAAAGACGUAUUGUUCUUAUUCACUGAUUCGUGUGAGGCAUUUGAGGAGUUGAGGAGGAGACUCACCACAGCACCUAUCAUAACUCUUGAUGCAGUUCAGAUAAAUUAUACCACCACUGAGAAGGAGCUGCUGGCUAUUGUAUUUGCAUUAGAUAAAUCUCGUUCUUAUCUGCUUGGCUCCAAAAUAAUUGUCUUUACAGAUCAUGCUGCACUGAAAUUCCUAUUGAAGAAGCCGGAUGUGAAACCUAGAUUGAUUAGAUGGAUGCUUCUUUUGCAGAAGUUUGAUAUUGAGAUAAAAGACAGGAGUGAUUCUAUUCCCUGGUUUGCUGAUAUUGUGAAUUAUUUGGUUACUUCUGUUGUACCUCCUGAUGCAUCUAGAUCCCAGGAGGCCAUUUUCGACCGCAGAGGACAGCUAGGAGAGUAUUGGACAACAAAUUUUAUUGUCCCACCAUUUUCAGAGAUGCAGCCAGAUUUUUUGAGAGCUGUGUGA